UCUAUAUUGAUCAUUGUCUACGGAUUACUUUUGGCUACUUUAUAUUGUUGAUAUUCCACCAACAGCAACAGCGUCAACAUCAUCAUCAUCAUUAAUACGAAGAAUAAUAACAACAUUCGCAUUCAUUGAUUUCUAGUUCAAAUAAAUUUCUUCUUGUUAUCUGAAUCAUUUUUCCACGUUCAAUAUUCAAUAUUCAAUUGUCAAUAACCAGAAAUUGAAAACAAAUGGCUACUGAAAGUCUUCAAGCUCGAUUGACCGAUUUCGAACGUCAAGCUCGUGGUGUAUGCAUUGGUGUAAAUCAUUUGGCACUUGAUAGUGAACGUGUUAGACAAGCUGAAUUAUUACAAAAAAUUAUACAAUUAGAAAAAGAUAUUCAAUUAUCUAGUGCACAAAAAUCACAUCUACCUGAUGCAGCAGCUGAAAUUCGUGAUGAUGUAAAAAAUAAUACAGCAGCAUUACGUUAUUUGGAAACAAUUUCUCAAUUGGAAAAUUCAUUUACAGUUCUAACAGAAAAUGUCACUGAAACAUCAGUACAAUUAAGUUCACCGAAAGAAUUAAAAGAUGAAGUUCAUGUGAAAAAAGAAUUAUCUAGUAAUGUGAAAAGUUGUUGGACAUAUGUUUCACAAUUGGCUCGAUUAAGUCAAGUACACAUUAAAAAUGCUGCUGAAUAUCAUCAGGUAAGAAAAUAG
This is a messenger RNA of Schistosoma turkestanicum, 689 nucleotides long. The record is from the annotation of a GenBank genome assembly. NCBI's taxonomy places the organism in Eukaryota, Metazoa, Platyhelminthes, Trematoda, Strigeidida, Schistosomatidae.